CACUGAUCGCCAUGGCAACGAGGUGCGCACAACAAAACGAUUGCAAUUUUUAAUUUAUUUGCUUUUUAAUAACUGUGAAAAUAUCGAGAUUAUUGGCUCGAUUUCGGGCCGAGGUUACCUAGACAAUGGCUGAAAGUUAGUGAUUUGGAAGAAUGUCAGUUCUGAGUCUUAUACCAGAGAACAGAAAAAAGGAUCAAAGGAAAGAGUCCUUGGAGAGCGUGUACAGCAGUAGCUCUCGGUUGAACCUGCUGAACAAGCGCAAGCGUCUGAAUCCAUUGACUGACGGCAUGUCGCAACACUCGCUGAACGGCGAUCGCUACGUGACGCAGCGCGUGCUGUCCGCUAAGACGCACCGCGUCAAGCAGCUGCAGAACCAGCUGGCCGACGCGCACUACCAUCUGCAGGAGCUGAGCAACGAGAAUAGAGUUCUGCGAGCGAUACAGAAAAAGCAAGAGAUUGCGCUACACAGGUACGAAAACUCUAACGCGGAACUGCCCCAAGUGCUGAACUCGCAUAACGAGGAGAUCAGGAUCCAGCAGAGCAAGUACAAGCAGCUGAAGCAGCAGUAUAGGGAGGCGACGCAGAAGCUGAAGGAGAGGGACAUGCAGCUGCAGCAACUGCGAGACGAGCAUCAACACUUGCUGGAGUUGAGCAAGGACAGAAACUUACUAGAACGCGAGAAGUUACAGCACCAAGUCACAGAGUUGACAGCCAAAGUCCAGCAGCAAAACGAGACUAUCAGUAUGCUCCAAAGACGCAUUGCACUGGAGGCGAAGAACUUCCGCCAUCAGUUGCAGAGUGAAAUCAACAAACACAAAGACACUCGCCACGACCUGGACAUUGCCAUUAACAAUGCGGACAAGCUGUCCACAAUCAUUGAGAUGAAAGAGAAGAUGCUUAGUACCGCUGCUAGUCGUAUAGUAAAGUCUCCAGUCAAACCAUCCUCCAACAAUAGUGCUAGACCGGUGAGCCGGACUAAAUCUGGACAAGAUAUCAACAGAUCUGAUGAACGGUCAAAUGUUAGUAAAUUUUCACAUGAAUUGGACCAAACAAUACUCGCCAAACUUUGUGAAAGCUCUCGCCAUAUAAGUAGCUCCUUGUCACACGAAGAAGACAAUUCUUCGUCAACAGAACCUCGAUCUCGCUAUGCAAUAAGAAGUCGCACUAAUUCCACUAGUAAAUCUACGCCAAUCCACACAAGAAAGAGUUCAAAAGGUCCUGAUGAAAUACUAGAAUUAGCUAAAACCGUACAAGAUGGCAUGGCUGAUUUAGCUAUAUUUGAUGAUGAAAUAGAUUUCAAAAGUAGUCCCCCAGAAGAAGUUCAGAAAAAAAUAGAUAAUUUAAAAGCAGAUCUUAUAAACAAAAUAAAAGGAGACGAAGUGCCAUCUAGAAAAACUAGUGCUUUAAGAAGAAAGUCAACGGAGGAGUCUAUUGAGGAAGAGAUUGCUGAAUCUGAGGAAGUCGAACGUCCUAGAUCUAGAGGAAGAAGACAUUCCAACGUGUCUUUUUACGAAGAUGUUACGGUUGAAGAAACUUCGACUACUAUUACAUAUAGUGAUGAUGAUAUAAUGAAACGCGAUAAUAGCGUUUUAGAGAAGAAAAUAUCAGGGAAGCCUGUGGAAAAAUACUGUAAAGACAUAAUACAGGAUAUCGAAAGGAGCAACAAAUUGAUAGAGAAGCACGUUAAACAAUUUAAUAGCUCUAGAUUCGAUAGUGACAAGCUUGUGCAACAGUUACAAGCUGUGGAUAAAAUUAACGAUUUCGUCAACUUUAAUGGCGAAAUACCAGAAGAAGCGUUAACAGAGUUAAAUAACAAUUUCAAGAUGUUGACAGACCAAGUAAUAGUAGAUACAAAGCCAGUAACUAGGAAAAGAUCAAUAUCGGGCAGGAGAAGUUCAAGGUCAGAUUCUAAGACAACUUUACUGGAUGACGUUAGUAUGAGUAACCAAGAUUUACUGGACGAUUUAUUGGGAAAGAAAUGACAUAAUCCGAUCCCACUGAGCUAUAUCAGAUUUUUUGUAUGUAUUGUAUUCCUUCCAGGUGAAGACUUACAGUCGGUUCUUUAUGGCCGAGUUUUAUAAAUAUUUUAUUUACAUGUGGUAUAUCUGUGUUCAAUGAUUGUUAUUGGCAGUUAAUUAUAGUAGAUGUGAUAUGAUUGGACGCGGGUGAAACUACGAAAGAUGUUUGGAUGUGAGACUUUCUUUAUUUAAGUUUGAAUAUAGUUCAAUCGAGAUUAUGUAAAAUACAAUAUGUAUUCAACUAUAAAUAAAAUACGGUUUCAAUUUUGUCUUUUGGAACAACCAUUUCACACGAAUUCAGAUUAUAGCAAAAUUAUACGAGUAUCUGAUAAGUAAACUUUGGAUUAUCCUGUAAUCACAAACUUUGCUCAUAGUAAAAGAAUGUUGUUGUCAUAAAUUCAUAGUGUCUACUUUCACUGGAAAUAUAGAAUUUCAGUACAUUUGAUACCUUGAGUACGAGGUAUAAAUAAGAGGCUUUACAUACUGUACUGAUGUUGACAGCGGAAAAAAUUCGAAGUAUUCAAGAAUGAUGACAGCCUGAGUCUGAUAGCUUGCGUUAUGAGACUGGCGGUUUAUCAUAAUAUUGUUUGUGUUAUUACUUACGUCGCCGCCCGCCUGUAAUGUGUAAAACAUUUUUUUUGAGUGUAUGCUGUUGGUCGCAGAUGACCUUUACAGCGUCACCGGGUCUGGGGACGGCGAGAUCCUCAAGCCGAGAAUUGGCGAGUGCCUCUAGAGGUAUACCAGGCGGAUGGCAUAUCCCCACGGCAGGAGUUUCCUUUCCGUCUAGAACCUCUAGACCAUUCGAACCUGAGGGGGUCGGCUCAACUAGAGGGCGUCUCUCGGACCUCGGCUCUAGUUAGCCGUUGCCAUGGGGGGAUGUUAAACAAUCUACAGGCGCUUUCAUUUAUAUCUCUCCUCUCCCUUUCGCAUCUUUGAUGGUUUUAAACAAAGUUUUUCCAUUUUUUACAAUUUGCACAUUUUGUACUUACAUCAUGUUCACUACUUAUUUAUUAACGACAGCACAGUCAUUAAAAUUAUUACCUUAAAUCGGUAUCGACUGAAUGUAAAUUUUGAUGUUAAGGGUCGCUUUUCCCGUACUUGAAUCUUGAUGUAUCACCAACAAACACUAUAUAGAUCUUAAAUCCAUAGGGAAACUAGCCUAAUAGGAAAUUGGGCCACAGCAUUGUGUGCUGAUUUUCCAUCAUGUGAAUGAGUUUUUCUACAUAAUGUUAUUUAUUUAAAUUAUGUGAUUGAGUAAUAAUAAAAUGAUUAUAUUUUUGAC
Messenger RNA from Chilo suppressalis (striped riceborer), 3300 nucleotides. Lineage: Eukaryota; Metazoa; Arthropoda; Insecta; Lepidoptera; Crambidae. The record is from the annotation of a GenBank genome assembly.